Messenger RNA from Pedinophyceae sp. YPF-701, 513 nucleotides. The record is from the annotation of a GenBank genome assembly. Lineage: Eukaryota; Viridiplantae; Chlorophyta; Pedinophyceae.
AUGCCGGGGGCCGCGCGGCGCUGCGCCGCGGAGCCCUUCCAGUCCAGCAAAGGCUACACGAUCGAGGUUCCCGAAGGCUGGGAGAUCAAGGACAAGGCGGGCGCCGACAUCCUGCUGGUGAACCCGUCGCGGUCGUCCACGACCGUCGGCGUCACCGUGUCGCCGGUCAGGAUCAACACGCUCAAGUCGUUCGGCACCACGGACGAGGUCGGCGAGCGGCUCAUCGCGGCCGAGCGCGCCAAGGACGGCACGCUGGGCGCGGAGCUGUUGAGCUCGGGGAGCCGGCAGGGGACGGGCGGCGUGCCGGUGUACGACUACACGUACGCGGUGGACUCGACGCGCGGGCUGAAGCGCAUCAGCACCACGGUGACCAUCGCGGACCGCAAGCUGUUCAUCGCCAACGGGCAGUUCAAGUGCGACAAGGAGCGCGGGUGCGACGCGGAGGGCGCGGCGGAGGCGAUCGAGCAGAUGACGGCCGCGGUGCGCUCGCUGGCGCUGGUCGCGCCGAGCUGA